Pyrus x bretschneideri (Chinese white pear) is the source of this 1351-nucleotide messenger RNA. Its product is annotated as protein RGF1 INDUCIBLE TRANSCRIPTION FACTOR 1. The coding region runs from base 160 to 753 and encodes 197 amino acids. The record is from RefSeq and is a predicted model, not a curated record. The transcript has 4 exons. Lineage: Eukaryota; Viridiplantae; Streptophyta; Magnoliopsida; Rosales; Rosaceae.
GGCUCUCCCCUCUCUCUCUCUCUCCCCCCCCCCCCUUCUCUCUCUCUCUGCAUUUUCCCCCUGCAAGUCCUCUGAGCCUGCAAAUUUCACCGCUUCCGCCAUUGAAGGUCCAGUCGAAGCAAAGGCAUCACAUUCUUCCAGAUACUCGCUUGCACACAAAUGGACAGGACAAUGCUGGUGCCUCCAUGGCUAGAACAAUUGCUCACCACAUCAUUCUUCAGAGUCUGCCGUACACAUGGAGACGCCGCCAGAAGUGAGUCCAACAUGUUCUGCUUAGAUUGCAGUGGAGAUGCUUUCUGCUUUUAUUGCCGGUCCUCCAGACACAAAGAUCACCAAGUGAUUCAGAUAAGGAGAUCUUCAUACCAUGAUGUGGUGAGGGUUUCAGAAGUUCAGAAGGUAUUGGACAUAACCGGAGUUCAGACAUAUGUCAUAAACAGCGCCAGAGUUAUGUUUCUGAAUGAGAGGCCUCAGCCUAAGGCUGGGAGUAAAGGAGCUUCCCACAUUUGUGAAACCUGUGGCAGAAGCCUCUUGGACCCUGUUCGUUUCUGCUCACUCGGCUGCAAGCUUGCGGGAAUAAAUAGAAAUGGGGAUGCAAACUUUACCUUAGAGGCAAAGAAUGAGGAGGCAAUGGGGGGAAGAGAAGAGUUGCGUGAAGGCUCACAACAAGACAUAUGCCCGCCCACGCCGCCUCCACCUCCUUCCACAACAAGAAGAAGAAAAGGCAUUCCUCAUAGGGCACCCUUUGGCUCCUAAUUUGCACAAAUGCCCUCCCUUCCAACUUCAACCAUAUUAUUGUUAACAAAAAUGUUAUUCUUACCAUCUAGUUGUAACAUUAUUUGUAUCAUCUCUCUAAUAGAAAUAAGAUCUGCAUAUGUUGACGGGCUCUACCUCUAUUAGAGAGAUAGUGCAAAUGAUGAUACAAAUAGAUGAUAAGUGUAGCAUUACUUUGUUUCCAGCCCAGUAUUGCAGUCCCUUUGUCCAAGAAAGUGAAGGGUGCAAACUAGAAAGCCAUUGGAAUUUGGGGGACAUGGAUGUCAAAUGAAUAUAAAUGGGGUAUAUUGGUAUUGGGGUAUAGGAAGAAGAUAAAAAGAUGUUCCUUUUGGGUUUUGGGUCCCAAAAAAAAAGAAAAUAAAAACUAUAAAUUCUCUCAAUUGUGAAGAAAGAUGCAAUAAUGCAUAAUUGUUAUUGAUAGUUGGAAGGUGUACAUGUCAAUUAAGAAAUUGAAAGCAAGUCUUUUGGAAUCCAAUUUUAUAGUUUUCGUGGGUCCACCCACCACAUGGGCCGUUUACGUAAGGAAACAUCUUUGUAUUGUUUAAUUCAAGUAAUGGCAAUGGGGCUAAUCAGCUUUAUA